AUGCCAUAUUACCGUCUUAAAGAUCUCAUAAAGGCCAUACGUGCCUGUAAGACUGCUGCUGAUGAAAGAGCUGUCAUCCAGAAGGAAUCGGCAGCCAUUCGUACUAGUUUUAAGGAAGAAAAUAAUGACGCUCGUCAUUCGAAUGUGGCUAAAUUGCUUUAUAUACACAUGCUGGGUUAUCCAGCCCACUUUGGCCAAAUCGAAUGCUUAAAAUUAGUAGCAUCAAAUCGAUUUGCGGAUAAAAGACUGGGUUAUUUAGGAAUUAUGCUUUUAUUGGAUGAAAACCAAGAAGUGCUAACGUUGGUCACGAAUUCCUUGAAAAACGAUAUGAACCAUUCCAAUAUGUAUAUUGUUGGUUUAGCAUUAUGCACUUUAGGGAAUAUAUCGUCUCCUGAAAUGGCGCGUGAUUUAUGUGCAGAAGUUGAAAAACUAUUAGGCAGUUCCAAUGCAUAUAUCCGGAAGAAGGCUGCGUUGUGCGCGAUGCGGAUCAUUCGUAAAGUUUCUGAUCUACAGGAAAAUUUUUUGAGUAGAGCAAAAAGUAAUUUGAGUGACAGAAAUCAUGGCGUAUUAUUAACAGCAAUUACUCUUAUCAUUGAGAUGUGCUAUCAAAAUCCAGAAACUUUACAAACUUUUCGCAAGGCAGUUCCAUUAUUGGUUAGACAUUUAAAAUCACUGGUUUCAGCUGGAUUUUCACAAGAGCACGAUGUAACUGGCGUCACAGACCCAUUUUUGCAAGUUAAAAUCUUGAGGCUCUUGCGAAUUCUAGGUAAAGGAGAUGCUGAAGCAAGUGAAGCAAUGAACGAUAUUCUUGCUCAGGUUGCCACGAAUACUGAAUCGUCAAAAAAUGUUGGAAAUUCAAUACUAUAUGAAACUGUACAAACUAUCAUGGAAAUUCAGUCUGAAAAUACAAACGCAGUUCAACGUCAUAGAAACAUCAUCCUUGACUGUUUGCGAGAUGGCGAUAUUUCCAUACGACGUCGCGCAUUGGAGCUUUCAUUUGCAUUAAUUAAUGAGUCAAAUGUUAGAGUGUUAACACGUGAGUUAUUGGCCUUCUUGGAAGUGGCCGAUAAUGAGUUCAAACAGGGAAUGACGACAAAAAUUUGCUUGGCUGCUGACAGGUUCGCUCCCAAUAAACGAUGGCAUAUUGAUACAGUAUUACGUGUUUUGAAACUGGCUGGAAAUUACGUUCGUGAGGAAAUUUUAUCAAAUUUUAUUCGCCUAAUUGCACAGACGACCGAAUUAAAUGCAUACACAGCCCAAAAAUUAUAUUCAGCGUUGAAAUCUGACAUUUCACAAGAAUCACUAACUUUAGCUGGUGUAUGGGUAAUUGGAGAAUACGGUGAUAUAUUGAUAAAAGGCGGCAACUUUGAAGAAGAAGAACUUGUUAAAGAGGUUACUGAAUCGGAUGUUAUUGAUCUCCUGGAAUUAAUUCUCGCUGGACCUUACGCUAACCAAGUAACCCGGGAAUAUGUUCUUACCGCACUUAUGAAACUGACUUCGCGAUUAACGUCAACAUCGUCCAUUCAACGUAUUCAAGCUUAUAUUGAAAGAUAUAAUACCAGUAUUGAAGUAGAAAUUCAACAACGUGCUGUUGAAUAUGGCAACUUAUUUAAAGUUGAAACGAUCCGGCCGGCAGUUUUGGAGCGAAUGCCGAUUCCUGAAGUCAAGGAAGAAGUUAUUCGACCAACCGGUGAUACAGGUUCACUCUUAGAUGACAUUGGUGCUAAGAAUUCAAACGGUGGCGUAGAAACACUUGUAGAUUUUGGCGGAAAUGAUUCAACCCAAUCUAAAAAGCAUGCACCUGAAAGCAAUAAAACUACCGUAGACAUUCUGGCUGACAUAUUCGGUAGUGGAUCUGCAGAAACAACUACCCCUACAGCUGUCGUACCACAAGAUGCAAAAAAUGAUAUUAUGAAUCUAUUCACCUCUGAAUCGACAACCACUCCAGUCACACCUGUACAAAAUUCACAACAAACAAAUCCUUUAGAUAGCUUGGGUUUAUUAGGACUUGGAGAAACCGAAGUUUCAUCUCAACCUUCUGCUACAAAUACGGAUCAAUACGUAGCGUAUAAUAAAAACGGAUUUAAAAUUAGUUUAAAUCCUUCUAAAGACCCAAGCAACCCUAAUAUCCUCAACAUUGAAGUUACUUUUCACAAUAUCGGUGUAGGUGCAACAGUACAAAACCUUUUAUUCCAGGCGGCCGUUCCAAAGAAUCAGAAACUACAAAUGCAACCACCUUCAUCGACAACCAUUUUACCUGGUGCUACAACACAACAAAUAAUUCGUGUUGCCAAUCCUCAAAAGUCGAACGUUAGGUUACGGCUUAGGAUCGUAUAUUCUACUCCUGCAGGUGCUAAAGUUGAUGAGAUUUCCGAAUUUAGUGGAUUUCCACAAGAAUUUUGGUGA
Racocetra persica is the source of this 2406-nucleotide messenger RNA. Lineage: Eukaryota; Fungi; Glomeromycota; Glomeromycetes; Diversisporales; Gigasporaceae. The record is from the annotation of a GenBank genome assembly.